GAAACCAAAACUGACUGAGGCCAAAUGAGAAGAGCCAAACUAGAUAAGCACUGGUCUGGUUUUCCAAUCCGAGAAGGAGAAGAAGGAGACAAGGCACGCCACCCCUGAAUCGGACCCGAUUGGAUAAGGACCUCAUUAAACCCCCCUCUCUUCCUCCCUAUAAAUACACCCCUCUUUGUCUUUGAAAAAACCCCAUGCUUUCCAUUCUAUUUUAUUCAACGAAUCAUUGCGUUACCCAAAAACAAAGAGAAGACCAAACCCCGUCACUCCCAUUGUUUAUUUGCCUUCAUUUGCCUGUUGUUCUGUAAAACCAGAUCCUGAUAUAGCCAUUUGGUUAUAUAUAAACCUUUGUGAGAUAUAUACGACCAAGUUGAGAAGGGUUUUUGGUGAUUUGGGUUUGUGAGGUUUUGAUUGAUUUUUGUGAGAUUUGAAAUGGCUGCUGCUGCUGCUGGUGUUGUUGGGGGAAAUGGGUCUUCUUGGAUCAACUCGUUUAAGAAUAAAUCUUCGAGGAACAAGAAGACUGUGAACAGGGCUAUGGUGUCUUGUGUUUCUUCUAAUGUGAUGGAUCCGUAUCAGACUUUGAGGAUCCGACCCGGUGCCUCUGAAUCUGAGGUCCGGAAGGCUUUCAGACAGCUUGCCUUGCAGUAUCAUCCAGAUGUAUGUAGAGGAAACAAUUGUGGUGUUCAGUUUCACGAAAUCAAUGAGGCUUAUGAUACUGUUAUGAGCAACUUGAGAGAAGAAACGACUCCAUUACAAAUGUAUGAGACGUAUGAGGAAGGAGAGGAUGAUUCGAUGCGAGGAAUGAAUGAUCCAGAUUACGAUAUGUGGGAGGAAUGGAUGGGAUGGGAAGGAGCUGGUAUUAGGGACUACACUUCUCAUAUCAAUCCUUACAUUUAAAGAACCAAUUGUAAUUAAUCAAUAGAUGGUUCAAAUCUUCAUCCAAAUCCAUUACAACCUGAACGGUUGUUCCUGUAUAUAGUCCAAGCAAGGAUAUAAAUAUCCUUUUUGUACAUAUCUCAUGCUAGAGGUCUUACCCUGGCAGUUUACAAAUGAAUGAAAUUCUCAAGAACUUCCUUUUA
Argentina anserina (silverweed cinquefoil) is the source of this 1079-nucleotide messenger RNA. Its product is annotated as chaperone protein dnaJ 8, chloroplastic. Lineage: Eukaryota; Viridiplantae; Streptophyta; Magnoliopsida; Rosales; Rosaceae. The transcript has 3 exons. The record is from RefSeq and is a predicted model, not a curated record. The coding region runs from base 433 to 897 and encodes 154 amino acids.